This is a messenger RNA of Salvelinus fontinalis (brook trout), 888 nucleotides long. RefSeq names its product permeability factor 2-like. NCBI's taxonomy places the organism in Eukaryota, Metazoa, Chordata, Actinopteri, Salmoniformes, Salmonidae. Bases 42 to 359 code for a protein of 105 amino acids. The record is from RefSeq and is a predicted model, not a curated record. Gene Ontology annotation, molecular function: chemokine activity; CXCR chemokine receptor binding. Gene Ontology annotation, biological process: inflammatory response; neutrophil chemotaxis; cellular response to lipopolysaccharide. The transcript is spliced from 4 exons. Gene Ontology annotation, cellular component: extracellular region.
AUCUGACCUGCUCUCAGCAGUAGCACACACUUCAAACAAACAUGAGGACAGCAACUUUCAUCCUGCUUUGUGUCACAGUCUUCGGAGCUGGACUUGCUCAUUCCCCUGGUGGAAGAUCUGAGAAAUGUCUAUGCAGGGGAAAACUACUGCAGUCUGUGAGGAUAAAGCGCAUCCAGAAGUUAGAGGUGUACCCAAAUUCUGUCUUCUGUGCAAAGACAGAAAUGAUUGCCACAAUGAAGAAUGGUAAGAAAAAAUGUCUGAACCCAGAGGCCAAGCUAGGAAAAAGAUUCCUGAUGAGAAAAAGACUGGAAGAGCAACAGAAGCAAAAAAGGAGGACUGGGAAGGAAAAACAAAAAUAAUUCUAAUCCCUGAGUUGGUACAGAAUUAGAAAAUAGAUGAAAGCCUCACACCUACAAGUGUGUAUUGGUCGAACUGGAGACGGUCACUGCAGCCUGUCUGGGAGUGGAGGUGGUUCCUUCCCGGAAUACGUUCUGGACACUCAUAGUACACAAUGUGUCCAUGUGUUCCAUUCCCAUGUAAACAGGAGAACGGCCAAGAUGUUGUCACAGAGACUUACCUCAAUGGUUCUCACGAUUGUUUAUGGACAUUUGUUUUAAAUGUGCUUAUGGCAGUGAAUGUUUGUGUGGGUUAUAUCACUACUUUAUUUAUGUGUCUAUGUUUAGCCUCACUUCAGAAAAUAAUGAAGCACGCUCUUGCUCUGGGGCAAUAAAUCUGUUACAAAUCACCCAUAUCAUAACAGCUGUUGUGUACUUGCAUUAAUCCUAUAGAUAGAAAGUUGUAUAGUUCUAUACUGAACAGCAAUAUAAAUGCAACGUAAAGUUUUGGUCCCAUGUUUCAUGAGCUGAAAUAAAAGAUUCCCAAAUACAC